UCUUCAUUCACUCAAACAUAGAGAGAGAGAGAGAGAGAAAAAAAAAGGGUAAAGCAAUAGUAGCAGCACAGUCACAGUCGCCGCCGGAACUGCAACCCAUUUUCCACUUAUCGAAAAGGAAGGAACCCGAACCGACCCGGUUUCUUUUUUCUAAAGGAGGCGUAAGCACACUGUUUUCUUGUCCCCUCCGCAAAAAAAGAACUAGUACCAUCGUUUGUAACCGUAGUCGUUUUCCGUUGCAACGUUUGCUUCAGUUUCUGGCUCUGCAGGGAGUGGUUGUGCUGAUUCCCUAGUCCAUUUUGGUCUUCUUUUCUGGUUCUUGUUUGCUUCGCUGUUUUUGAGAUCCGCUACUCUUUGGGAUUCGUUGCUCCUUUUGCUGAGAUCUGUUUGGUUUCGAAGUUUCUGAGGUUAUCUGGUUUCUGGGUCGUGCUUGGUUUUUCAGUUUGUUGCUAAAUUCGGAGGUGAGCAAAAGUAAGAUACUGGAGUGGGUUACUUGCUCUUGGGUUUGAAAACGUUGUAUCAUGAAGUUUUGGGUUGAAGAUUGGAACUUGGGGUGGUGGGGUUUUGGAGGAUUGGAAGCGAAUGAAGGGUAGGGGUAAAACAAUUGUCUUUUGUAGUGAAACUGGUUUUGGUUGAGGAUUGAAACGGUGGGAAUCUUCUGAGCCUCUAAGCAUUUCUCGUUGAUGGUUGAGGCAAUUCAGUAUCUGGGGUGUUUGAGUUUUGUUUAGAUUCAAAUGGGUUUUGGUUGGUUACGGGGAUAAAGAUAAGAAGAAUGAUAUUCUGGUGUAGGAAGGAGGAGACGAAAAGGAUUGUUUUUUGGUUUGGGGUUCACCUUGUGGGAAUUUUGUUGAUGCUCAAUUUGUCUACUUAAGAGCUUAUUAAAUAAUUGAUUUUUGGGUUCGGCUUCAAAGUUGGAAAUUGCGGAAACUUUACUGAAAUGAAACUUUCUUCAGCUGGUUUUAGUCCUCCACCACAGGAAGGAGAAAAACGAGUUCUAGAUUCAGAACUCUGGCAUGCAUGUGCUGGUCCUCUUGUUUCUUUACCAGCUGUUGGAAGCCGCGUGGUCUAUUUUCCACAAGGUCACAGUGAACAGGUUGCCGUGUCUACCAACAGAGAAGUGGAUGGCCAUAUACCCAACUAUCCAAGCUUACCCCCGCAGCUUAUUUGUCAACUCCAUAACGUGACUAUGCAUGCAGAUACUGAGACAGAUGAAGUGUAUGCACAGAUGACCUUGCAACCUCUGAGUCCUCAAGAGCAAAAGGAGGCAUACCUUCCAGCAGAGUUGGGCACUCCGAGUAAACAGCCAACAAACUACUUUUGCAAAAUUUUGACAGCCAGUGAUACUAGCACUCAUGGGGGAUUCUCUGUUCCUCGCAGGGCAGCUGAAAAAGUUUUCCCUCCAUUGGACUUUUCACAACAGCCUCCCGCUCAAGAGUUAAUUGCAAGAGAUUUGCAUGGUAAUGAAUGGAAAUUCAGACAUAUAUUCCGGGGCCAGCCUAAGAGGCAUCUACUUACAACAGGAUGGAGUGUCUUUGUGAGUGCUAAAAGACUUGUUGCUGGUGAUUCAGUGCUGUUUAUCUGGAAUGAAAAGAAUCAAUUGCUUCUUGGCAUUCGACGUGCUAAUCGACCUCAACCUGUGAUGCCUUCAUCAGUGUUGUCAAGUGAUAGCAUGCACUUGGGGCUUCUUGCUGCUGCAGCUCACGCAGCUGCAACAAAUAGUCGUUUCACCAUCUUUUAUAACCCACGUGCUAGCCCAUCAGAAUUUGUCAUAUCGUUGGCAAAGUAUGUUAAAGCAGUGUAUCAUACUCGAGUUUCAGUUGGUAUGCGCUUCAGGAUGCUGUUUGAAACAGAGGAAUCUAGUGUGCGGCGAUACAUGGGCACAAUAACUGGCAUUAGUGACUUAGAUUCUGUUCGGUGGCCAAAUUCCCAUUGGCGCUCAGUCAAGGUUGGCUGGGAUGAAUCCACGGCAGGAGAGAGGCAACCUCGUGUGUCUUUAUGGGAAAUUGAGCCAUUAACAACAUUUCCAAUGUAUCCAUCUCCGUUCCCCUUUAGGCUUAAAAGGCCAUGGCCUCCAGGAAUGCCUUCAUUCCAUGCAGGCUUGAAGGAUGAUGAUUUUGGUAUAAAUUCUCCUCUAUUGUGGCUUCGAGACCCAGACCGAGGGCUUCAGUCUCUUCCCUUUCAGGGCGUUGGUGUUAGUCCUUGGAUGCAGCCAAGGCAUCCCUCCAUGGUGAAUUUGCAAACCGAUAUGUACCAAGCUAUGGCUGCUGCUGCACUUCAGGAUAUGAGAACUUUAGAUCCUUCGAAGCAGCAUGCUACUUCCUUACUUCAAUUUCAGCAACCACAGAACUUCCCCAACAGGACUUCUGCUUUAAUGCAGACCCAAAUGUUGCAGCAGUCUCAACAUCAGCAAGCUUUUCCAAAUAGUCAAGAAAAUCCACAUCCAUCCCAAUCUCAGGCUCAAACUCACACACAUUUUCAGCAGCAUCUACAGCAUCAGCACUCAUUCAAUAAUCAGAAUCAGCAUCAUCUUCUGCAGCAACAACAGCAGCCACAACCACAACAAGUGAUAGAUCACCAGCAGAUUUCAAGUGCUGUCUCUACAAUGUCUCAGUUUGUUUCAGCACCUCAAUCUCAAUCCCCACCCAUGCAAGCUAUCUCUUCAUUGGGCCAUCAACAAAGUUUUUCAGAUUCAAAUGGGAACCCUGCUACUACUGCUAUUGUUUCUCCCUUGCAUAGUAUAUUGAGUUCAUUUCCCCAGGAUGAACCAUCUCACCUUCUCAACCUUCCUAGAACUAGCUCUUGGGUUCCUGUUCAACCUUCAGGUGCAUGGCCCUCCAAGCGCAUUGCCUUGGAUCCUCUCCUCUCUUCUGGAGCAUCUCAAUGUGUUCUGCCUCAAGUGGAGCAGUUGGGGCAGCCACAGAGCACCAUAUCUCAAAAUGCCAUUACAUUGCCACCCUUUCCUGGAAGGGAGUGUGCAAUAGAAGGGAGCAAUGAUCCACAAAACCAUCUUUUGUUUGGUGUUAAUAUAGAGCCAUCGUCGCUUCUUGUGCAUAAUGGGAUGUCUAGCCUUAAGGGAGUCAGCAGUAACAGUGACUCACCAACCAUACCUUUUCAAUCAUCUAAUUACCUAAACACCACAGGUACAGAUUCUUCAUUGAAUCCUGGAAUGACACCCAAUAUUGGUGAAUUGGGCUUCCUGCCAACUCCUGAUAACGGGGGCCAAGGAAACCCACCAACCAAAACCUUUGUUAAGGUUUAUAAGUCAGGGUCCUUCGGGAGAUCGUUAGAUAUCACUAAAUUCACCAGCUACCAUGAGCUACGCAGCGAGCUUGCUCGUAUGUUUGGCCUUGAAGGUGAGUUGGAGGACCCUGUGAGAUCAGGCUGGCAGCUUGUAUUCGUUGACCAAGAGAAUGAUGUUCUUCUCCUUGGCGAUGGCCCUUGGCCGGAAUUUGUAAAUAGUGUAUGGUGUAUCAAGAUACUUUCCCCACAGGAAGUGCAGCAAAUGGGCCACAAUGGCCUCGAGCUUCUGAACUCAGUUCCAAUUCAGAGGCUCUCUGAUGGCAUUUGCGAUGACUACACCGGCCGUGAGGACCCAAGAAAUUUAAGCACUGGGGUAACAACUGUGGGGUCUUUAAACUACUGAAUGAUGUGACAAUCAAUACUAUGAAUUUCUUCUCUCUUGUAUUAUUAGCGUACUUCUUAACCCUUUGUGAAUGGUGGAAGUACUGUCUAGUUGUAGUUUAUAGGCUACUUAUAAACCUUUUGUUUUUGUUUUGUUUUCCUGUUUUUGCUGCUUAGGACCAUUCAUAAGCUAAACAGUGUAACUAUAUGGCAUUUUGUCAUUGUGCUAUCUACAAUAUAUUGAUUACUUAUUCUGUUAGGAACUCGAUGCCUGAAGAGAACUCUCUCUCAGCUAUCAUUGUUACUAGACAAUUGAAGGUGAUACAUAGGACUUACUGGACCUUUGAUGAGUGCUUUGGUAACUGUUUAUUUCAUGUAUGAAGAUCAAGAUAAGAAAGGACAUUGGAGAUGAUGUUGGACUUAUUGAUCUUUUUGAUAACUAAACAUUUUGGGAAAGGUUGAUGUGACAGUUGGAACGUGAAGAGGACACCAAAACCAUGUGAUGUGUCUCUCUAAAAAUACAAGGACGGUGAACAAAUCACUUCUUGCUUCCAUAAAUGUGAAAGUGAGGUCUUUGUAUUCUUUGUUGGUUUUGGGCAUGCACCCUUUCACUUUAGUUGUGAUGGCUUUGCUUAAUCAAUGGCAAAGCCGAAGCUGUACAUUUGUCCAUUUCGAUCUUUGCUAAUUCCUUCACGUAAAAAGUAUUUGGACUCUC
This is a messenger RNA of Abrus precatorius (Indian licorice), 4336 nucleotides long. RefSeq names its product auxin response factor 6-like. The record is from RefSeq and is a predicted model, not a curated record. Gene Ontology annotation, biological process: regulation of DNA-templated transcription; response to hormone. Lineage: Eukaryota; Viridiplantae; Streptophyta; Magnoliopsida; Fabales; Fabaceae. Gene Ontology annotation, molecular function: protein binding; DNA binding. Gene Ontology annotation, cellular component: nucleus. Bases 938 to 3643 code for a protein of 901 amino acids. The transcript is spliced from 14 exons.